Messenger RNA from Xiphias gladius (swordfish), 4049 nucleotides. It is a transcript of the gene ptprna, whose product is annotated as protein tyrosine phosphatase receptor type Na. The transcript is spliced from 24 exons. Lineage: Eukaryota; Metazoa; Chordata; Actinopteri; Istiophoriformes; Xiphiidae. The coding region runs from base 118 to 2934 and encodes 938 amino acids. The record is from RefSeq and is a predicted model, not a curated record. Gene Ontology annotation, biological process: protein dephosphorylation. Gene Ontology annotation, molecular function: protein tyrosine phosphatase activity. Gene Ontology annotation, cellular component: secretory granule.
GCUGCAGCUCCUUUGAACAUUAUGGGGAUUUGAAGGAGGGGGAGAAGGGACCAAAGCACAGGGACCUGGCGUCGUUCUCUCGGCAUCUCUUGCGCUGCUGCGAGGCUGGAGAGGACCAUGCGACACCUUACACCAUGGCGAGCUCUGCUCCUUUUAACCGCGCUGUGCCGACCGGGCAUCUCAGACAAAUACGGUUGCCUGUUUGAGAGAAAACUAUGCACAAGGGCUCAGUUCUGCUCAGAUGACGGACUGUUUGGUCAAUGUCGCAGCUCUAAGCAGGACCAGGUCCAGUACCAGGUGUCAGUUCCGGUUCUGAAGAGGAUGCAGGAAGUCCUGAAACAGCUCAUGCUACAAGGCCUUUCGUGGCAGGAUGACAUCACCCAGUAUAUUUUAUCAAAGGAGCUGAAGAGAGUUCCCCACAUCACCCACCCCUCUAAGCCAAACUCCCCUUCCUCCCCUUCUCAUUCACCUCAGUCUAAACAGCACAUCCCCCAUCACCACAGUUCUAAAUCUGGGUCCACACCUCCUAGUGGCAACUAUGUGGACUACAUGAUCGUUGAGCCUCAUCAGUCCCAGUUGCGAAUGCAGACAGCAUCCAUGGACCCAUACACAUACCACCAGCAUAGGUACCAAGAUGAAGUAGAGGGAUCUCUCUUAGGGACAAGAGGCAGCUAUGCCCGCCCGUCUUCAAGGUCCCAGGCCAAUCAGAGAGAGCGAGAGCGUGGCAGGCAGCUGCUACAGGAACCCUUGUCUCUCUACCUUGCAUCUGCACAGCCCUCAUAUCGCCACCGGGGGGGUGCUUCCAUGGCUCCUGCAGGUCUGCCUUACUAUGAGGACUUGGAACUUGAGAUACCAGUGGACUAUGUGGAAGACUACAACCUAGAGGAGAGACUUACUGCAGGCAGACAGCAAAUGCUGCAGAAUAAGAAGGUUCCUCAGGACUUCAGCACUCUGUCUGGAAACAACGAUGGCUUGCUCCAGAGGAUGUCAGGAGUCUUGCAGCGGUAUGGAGUUGACCCCAGAGAGGUCAGUCAAGAGCAGCUCUUCAAGCUAGCCCUCAUACUGCAACUUCUGCAGGCCCAAGACAAAACAGAUCCAAUUGAGAAAGACCUCAUCACCCUCAAGGAGAAGCAGACGUUAAAAACAGACAGCGGGUCAAAGAAGCCGCAGAGGCCUGAUGCCCCUCCUGCCCCCUCCUCUGCCUCAGUCCCAGUUACACCUCCAGUCAAGAGCGCCAGCCUUCCCCCCUCUGCCUCCCAGCCUCCUCAGGCCGCUCCUGCAGAAGCUGGACAAGGCUUGAAGGAGCAGGGACUGCCACUGGUUGAGGGUACGGGAGCCAAGGAGGAGUAUGGGUACAUUGUCACCAACAGGAGUCCCCUGAGUCUGUAUGAUGGAGUGAAGCUGUUGGAACUACUGGCUGAUAAGAUACACCUGACAACCAGCAGCUUCAUCAACAUCAGUGUGGUGGGUCCGGCGCUGACGUUCCGUAUCCGCCAGAAUGAACACAACAUGACGGCUGCAGAGGUGGCUGCUAAAUCUGUAUCUGAAAAGAACUUCCUGGAGUCUCAGACAGGGCUGAAGAUUGUACAGACUGGUGUGGGAGAGAGGACAGAUGUACGGGGUCUCCCUCAGGUAACCAGGGUUUCCCAGGGUUCCAGUGGGACGGUUAUCACCCUUGUUUCCAUGGCAAUCGUAGGAGGUGUGCUGGUAUUGGCCAUGGCCGUAGCUUGUUUCAGGCACUAUGCCCAGCAAGUGGCCAAUGGCAAGCUUGGCCUGGGUCCAGAGGGAGGAGCAGAAACACACUUUGACUACCAGGAGCUAUGUCGGCAGCACAUGGCGUCCAAAUCGUCCUUGUGCCGCCAGGACUGUGUGGGCGGGGUGACCGGCAGCAUGGCGGGGUCUGCCACGGGUACGGGCGCUGGUGGUCGACGGGGUACAGACACAUCUCGCGUCAGCAGCGUUUCCUCCCAGUUCAGUGACGGUCCCCAGCACAGCCCAUCCUCCACCCACAGCUCUACCCCAUCCUGGAGCGAAGAGCCAGCCCAGUCUAACAUGGACAUCUCUACUGGUCACAUGAUACUGGCAUAUAUGGAGGAUCACCUGCGUAAUAAGGACCGCCUUCAGAAGGAGUGGGAAGCUUUGUGUUCCUACCAGGCUGAACCCAGCUCCGUAGCUGUGGCUCAAGUCACAAGCAACAUGGACAAAAACAGACACGCUGAAUCCCUCCCCUAUGAUCACUCUCGGGUGAAGCUGAAGACUGAAGUAAACCCCAGCAAACAAGAUUACAUCAACGCUAGCAUCAUUUUUGAUCAUGACCCUCGCCAACCAGCUUAUAUUGCCACCCAGGGACCUCUGCCCCACACUGUCGUUGACUUCUGGCAGAUGGUGUGGGAGAAUGGCUGCACGGUGAUAGUGAUGAUGACAGCCCUGGUGGAAGAUGGAGAGAAGCAGUGCGAGCGAUACUGGCCUGAUGAGGGCUCAUCACUCUACCACAUCUAUGAGGUGAACCUGGUGUCAGAGCACAUCUGGUGUAAGGACUUCCUGGUGCGUAGUUUCUACCUGAAGAACGUCCAGACACAGGAGACCAGAACCUUGACGCAGUUUCACCUGCUGAGCUGGCCGGCUGACGGCAUCCCCACCUCCACGCGACCGCUGCUCGACUUCCGCAGGAAGGUGAAUAAAUGCUACAGAGGUCGUUCCUGCCCAAUCAUCGUUCACUGCAGUGAUGGCACUGGCAGGACUGGCACGUACAUCCUCAUUGACAUGGUGCUGAACCGCAUGGCCAAAGGAGUGAAGGAGAUUGACAUCGCAGCCACACUGGAGCACGUCAGAGACCAGAGACCUGGCUUGGUCCGCACCAAGGACCAGUUUGAGUUUGCGCUGACAGCAGUAGCAGAGGAGGUGAAUGCCAUCUUGAAAGCCCUGCCACAGUGAACUGCAGCAGCUGAGGACACACUGGGGACAUGCAGACAAAAAUAAAAAGUACACGCUCCAAAGGAUACACUCGUGGCAUCCAGUCAUGUGUGUCUGGCCAUCACUGUAAAUUAAAAUUUGCUCUACCACACUUGUUUUCAGCAUGCAGUAUUUUACCAUCUACUCAUUCUCUGGGUUUUUAAAAGUUUUGGAACUUAGUGCAUUGAACGAUGAGGGUGUAAAUAUGAGCAGGGGAUAGUUUUUUCACCAUUAUGGCACAAAUCUGUGUUUGUGCUCUCUGAAAUGUCUACCUAAUUAAACAACAAUGAGGCCAUCAGACGUGAGCUAAGAAGAGUAAGGAGGUGCAUAUUCUGCGCUGGUGUGAAUCCAGGUGAAACUUUUGCCUGAGUACAGAAAAGGGAGCCAUUUGCUGUCUGGUCAUACAGUCAGAGAGGACAGACUACACCUCUGUAUGACCAUAAUGACAUAUUGAAUUUUCUUACUGCCAUUUGAUUCCAUCUUUGCCUGAUCUACCCUUUUACUGGAUAUGAUGACAUGAUUACCUCAAAUGAUUAACCAACAGAUUAUUUACGACCAACACUGACGGGUUUGUUUUGGCUGUUCUGUUGAACAUUACAAUCUUCUUUGCCUAAUGUUAAAAUAAUGUCGAGUUGCUUCAAACUUCUAACACAUCCAUCUUACUGAUAUACAGUAAGGUUUUUCUCCAUUUAACUCCCUGAGUAUGGUGUUAUGUGUCCACCAGAAUACUGUAUGCUAUCGUCUAGUGUGUGUCGAUUUCCAGAAAAUUUUAUUUGUGAGGCUUGUCUUUGCCUUGACAACAUGAUUGUUUGCUUUAAGCACUUGCCAUUUUGUAAAAGAUGCUGUACUGUAGAUUGACCACAAAGUACACAUCUCACACACAAACACACACACACACACACACACACACACACACACACACACACACACACAAAGUAACUUUGAUAGGGUUCUUUUUUUGUCUUACUCAGUGUCCGCCCUUGUGAUUAAUGCAAAUAAUUCAUUCUGAUGAUUGUGUUUAUUUCAUGUAGCAGACUAAUAGAAAAUAUCUAUAAAAAUGUAUUUUUGACUAGACAUUAAUAAAUUUGUGAUGUGAU